This is a messenger RNA of Pundamilia nyererei, 3631 nucleotides long. It is a transcript of the gene traf3ip2a, whose product is annotated as TRAF3 interacting protein 2a. Gene Ontology annotation, biological process: humoral immune response; positive regulation of canonical NF-kappaB signal transduction. Bases 1183 to 2442 code for a protein of 419 amino acids. The record is from RefSeq and is a predicted model, not a curated record. The transcript is spliced from 11 exons. Lineage: Eukaryota; Metazoa; Chordata; Actinopteri; Cichliformes; Cichlidae.
UCUUUGUGUGUGUUCUGCAUUCUACUAACUGCGCUGUAAAAGAGCAGCAGAUCAGAAUCAAGUAUAUGAACAUUUACACAUUUUCUGCAUCAUCAGAUGAACAUUCCAGCAACAUUGUGACGGUUGUACAGCUGCGCUUCAUUUGCAAUAUCAGUGAGGUACAAAAGCCAUGAUACAGAGAUACAAUUUAAAUUCUAAUAUGCAAAGAAAAAAAAUCAUGUGCAAGUCCAGCCGUUUGUAAAAAGAAAUCCUGAACAUAACCCGCUCCUGUUCAGGUUAAAUUACCACCAUUUUUUAGUCAGGUAGAAAGAGAGCCACUUUCAUGACAAACAACUUAAAACAAGACUUUCUUGCUAACCUAGUAAUCUAGCUUAAUGACACACCCCUCUUGGUUUCUUCUUCCAAGCACAGGAAUGACCAGUGUUGAACAUCAGAAAGAAUGCAAGUUUAAGAUAUUAAACUAGUUCUCUUUUCAGACCCAGAAGUUACUGCAUUUUUUCCCAUCCACACAAAAACAUGGUAUGCAUUUUGCUCAAAGAACCAUUAUAUACAACCUUUUGCCCGACUGUGGGCCUUUGUCAAUACAGUUUGUUUAUAAAACAAAAAAGGAAAAUCAGACUUGGGUGUGAUAUGGAUCAUGUCUAGUUAUGAAACAAAAACAUGUUCUUGGUUGAUGGCCUUGAAAAUGGGUCACUGUACCGUUUUAUACAUGCUGUAGUAUAUGUUCUUUACCUGUCAAGUCCUGUGUAUCCUUUUCCCCCCUGCUGCUUCAAUUUCAUUGCUUCACAAUGUGUGAUGAAAACAAAACAUGACACCUUUCCAACAAAACAGUUGAAUGUGGCUAGCUGCAGCCUGCCUACCUGGUUGAAGAAGCAACCUGAUUGGCAGCCCUGGAGUUCACGCUCCACACCUUUUGCAUAAAUGGGUCACGAGACUUCCAAGAUUUGCAUAAGACAGGAAGGAACAAGCAGCGGGAAUGUUUCCUGUUUGCCACAAAACAGGUUUGUGCUGAGGCUGAGCAGCUUUAAGCGAAGGUUAUGCUUCAACCCACCUGUAGAGAUCCUCCGUUUUCACUUGUUUCAGUGUGAAAAAUAAAAGAACACAUGAAUACUUCUACCGAGAAGCGUUUGCCAUAUUAAGGAGGCCAAAGACACUUUUAAUUGGUAAAAUAAAAUUAAAAAAAUGGACCCUUAUAAAGGGCCUUGUCCCCAUCAUAGCAUUCCUGUUGAAAUGGGUGAGACUCUGGACUUGGAACGGCUCCCCCCAUGUGAACAGUGUAACGCACACACAGAGACCGUCAAAAGGCUAGAGGCCCGUGAAUUUGAGCCUCCACAGCGGGCAGCAAAACAAGUGGGCUUGAGUAAAUUCCCUGAGAACCAGUAUAAGCACCAGUUUCGCAUUAACUCUCCAGCAGCACCACUCUCGGGACACGUGAAUGCCCCAUUCAUGGAAGAUUUUUGGCAUGUUAGCCUAAGACAGAAAGUGCAGUAUAAGCAAGACCCCAUAGGCCCUUCAAGCCAGCACCGGAGCCACUCUGUGGACGAUGCAGAGUACUUGGAGCCCCCCCAACCGCUCAAAUCGGACUUCAACAGCAUCAACUAUGUUAAAAUGCCAAUUCCACAUAUGCCAUGCCACAUGCCAAUGCAGGGAAGCUGUCUGAAACAGCGCGCGUGCUGGCCUCCAGCAAACCUGCGCGGACGCGAUAAUUAUUGUCAUCAAGACCCGGGUUACCCAGCAGCCCGACACCAGGAGCCUCAACCUCACCAGAAAAUGAAUCUCUCUCAAAAUGGGCAGCAACUUAAAGGUGCUCUUAAUGGUCACUGUGGUUCUGCGCCUCCCUAUGCAACACCUCCUCUAGACGUGAUGCAUGAGGUCAGCGUGGGUUGCUCCGACCUUGCAGGCGCAGGAUCGGGCACGAAGGAGAUCAGGAGGACCAUCAGUCUUCCCGAGGAGUGCAGAAGAGUUUUUAUCACAUAUUCAGUGGACAUAGCCAAGGAAAUGUUCAUGUUUGUUAAAUUUCUCGUGGACCAAGGCUUUAGACCCUCACUCGACAUGUUUGACAGUUCAAUCCGAAGCAUGGGUAUCAACCAAUGGAUGGACCGUUUUCUGAAUGAUAAAUCAGUGCUGAUCAUUGUGGCCAUCAGCCCCAAGUACAAAGCGGAUGUGGAAGGAGAUGGAGUCGAUGAGCAUGGCCUGCACACAAAGUACAUCCACAACCAGAUUCAAAAUGAGUACAUCCAGCAAGGCUGCCUGAACUUCAGACUGGUUCCUGUGAUGUUUCCCAAUGCAGCCAAGGCUCAUGUACCCAGCUGGCUUCAGAGUACCAGAAUCUACCGUUGGCCCCAGGACACCCAGGAUUUGCUUCUGCGUCUCUUGAGGGAGGAGCGCUACAUCAUCCCACACCGGAGUGCUGACCUCACCCUCACGUUCCGUCCUGUCUGAGAGCAGUAAAAAGAGGACUGGGACAAAAUAUGUGGCAUAGUUAAAAUUGUUUACUUUACCCCAGAUUUACUGAUCUUUUACAGUGUUCAGUUAUAAACAAUCAAUGAAGUUGAAGUUUAAUCUAACUUUUACAAGUAGAUUAAACGUACUUGUUUAUUUCCGACAAAUCUGCUUUUACACUGGCCAAUCAGAGCUUUGUAGGUUUCAUUUUGGUUUCUUAUUCUUUCCUUAAUAUACACUUCAAAUGAAUUUAACCAAUAUUUGUCUACAAGAAGGCAGAAAGGCUUUUUUCUAGCUUAUUAUAUUAGAAACAUUAGUACAUAUCUGAAGUUGUGAUUUUGUGCAUGUGAAAGAUCUGGCUUAGUCUUCACCAACACUUACAAAUAUCUGGAUAUUCAGCCACAUAAUUAUUUAUCUAAUCUAUUUUUUUCCUAACAGUGUACAGUUAAGUGCUGGGCAGGUACAGUGCUUUAAGAGUAAUCUCAAAACUGAGAAGCAUUAGUAUAUUUUGAGAAGUGUGUUUAUUUUUAAUAUCUUUCAGCUCACAAGGCAACGCAGGCCACUACUACUACUAAUGAUAAAAAAAACUAUAUAGAGAUAGAGAGAUAUAGAAAAUCAACCAAAAAAGGAGUACUAAGUAGGACUGUAAAAAAACAAACAAAAAGAACAUUCUGGAUGUAAAAUUGCAAAGCAUUUAGAGAAUUCAUGAUCUAGAGUAAAUAAGUAUCACUAACAUAUUUCUGUACAUAAUAGAAAAAGCUGAAAAUUGAUAUUGAGCGGCUAUGAUUUUCAAGACGUGAUUCAGCGGUAGACUGCAUGGGCUAAGGAUUUGUUCUGAAAGAGUCCGUGGAUGUGAUAUCUGACUGCAUUUACAAAUGCACGUUCAAAAACCACGCAAACGCACAGACCACCACUAUGAUCCAGGAAUACUUCUACCCUCUGGAGUAAAGAUGAGAGUGAAUAUCCUGCUUGUUAUCAGCAUGCAGUUCAAAUGCCAGCACGUAUGAUGGUAUGGAGGGCAUUGGUCCGCAUAGCACCAGUGCCUGAACUGUUGAGCAGUUGAAAUCCUUCAUUAAGCAAAGAUUGUAAAAUAUUUUGCUUUCACAGCAACAUGUACUCCUGGGUCUCCCCCAGUAAACACAGUGUGUUGUUUUUAGAAAUGUACAGUAAAAAAAAUUCUGUUUCAAUA